Molecule: messenger RNA, 3261 nt
Organism: Oryzias latipes (Japanese medaka)
Lineage: Eukaryota; Metazoa; Chordata; Actinopteri; Beloniformes; Adrianichthyidae
Molecular function (GO): guanyl-nucleotide exchange factor activity; protein binding
Source: RefSeq, a predicted model, not a curated record
UUCCUAGCUUGGAAAUGAAACCGGCUGAAGUAAAAAUACCCAAAAAGCAUUUUCCAAUUCUGGCACACACUGCAUUCAUCUCAAUGAUCAUUUUGGACCUUUAGAUAAUAUGUGGAGUGUUGUGCCUAAAGCAAAAACAUGCCAUAUAGCAGUUAAAGAGAUCAUGGCUCUGAUGCUGAGGAUUAUGUUUUUAUCUGACGUGACAGAUGGUAUUAAGACCAAAGCACUAUCUUGGAUCUUAACAGCAGCAGGGUAAUACUCUGGCUCUGAUCUCUGUUUAAAAUCAUCUACAGUGUCAUUUCAACAGACAUUUUCAGUAACAUCAGUUGGAGUCAUUUCCUUUUCCAGCACACGGAAACUUUCAAAAGGAAUUCCUAAAUCACAAGUUAUUUUUAUGUAAACCUUUUGCUGCUGUCUUCAGUUUGGGAUUUUUUUUGGUGGCAAAUACACAUUUUUGUCCCCUUAUUUUUAAAGAUGGCAUCUGGUGGAAAGGACAACCCUAUUCUAAAUGAACGUGACUGUAGUAAACAUAAAUGUCCUGCACAGGAGAAUUCUUCUGGACAGAGCACCUCAGAGAGAAGUAAAGAGCAUCUGCUGGUACCAGCCAGUCAGUUGCUGAUGCCACCACAGCGCAUACGCUCCAACUCUUUAAGGGAGGAAUCCCCAGAGGAACAACAUAAAUUUAUGAAUCUAAUUACUCAUGGCCAACGUGGACGCAUGGAGGACCAGUGCUGCAUCUUGGAUCCUAGCAGAAGUACUCCAUGUUCACCCCUGCAUGCAGAUGGGCAGCAGGUUGAAAAUCCUGAGACCUUUUUUGACCUUUUGGCCCACACUCAGAGUCACCGGCUUGAUGACCAGCGUGUGUCUCUUCCAUCAUUACCAGGAUUACAGAAGGAAAGUAACACUUCUAAUGGAGACUCGAACUACUUGUGUUAUAUGGUCUCGAAAGUUCAGGAUUCCAGAUUGAAUGAUCAAAGGUGUUCCCUGCCAGAGAUUCAGAAAUCUACUUCAAGUCUAAAGCCUUCUUGUUCAACCUCCUACAUUCCGAGCUCAGACAAGCAACACCUGAAUGAUAAAGAUAAAGCACCUGCAAAACAGGCCUUGUCUGAAGCUGACCUUGAGGAUUUUUUCAGUUUAGUGAGUCACUCGCAAGGCGGUCGAUUGGAUGAACAGCGAUGUGUGUUAAAUGUUAGCCCCCAAACCACCACAAAACACCAACUUGGUCAGAGCAAAGUCCCCCAAGACAGUGAGCAGUUCUUUAGCCUGCUGUCCAAUGUUCAAAGCAGACGGCUUGAUGACCAGCGGAUAUCUCUUCCUUCAUUACCUGGGAUACAGAAUGGUGGCAGCACAUCACUAACUUCUGCUGAAACAGAUGCAAAUUACUUGUGUUACCUUGUUUCAAAAGUCCAGGGCGGAAGAAUGGAUGAACAGAGAUGUUCUGCACCUCAAAUUCUCAAGAAUCUGGGUACUCCCUCUCCUCAAUGCAAAGAUGUUACCUCAGAAACAACUGUCAAGCCUCUUCAGAGACAGAGGUCUGGCUCCUUUAAAAGUGACUGUUAUUGGCAGGACUUAUGCCCAGUUGAACAGGAACAGUUGUUAAAAAUGCUUAAACAUGCUCAGAGUGGACGCAUGGAGGAACAACGGUGUUCUUUACAACCCAGCCAAAGCAACCCUGUCUCACCAACAUAUAAUGGAAACGCUUUAAAUUAUGUAUCAAUAGAUGAACAAACGGAUGCAUUCAGGAAGACGGCUUCUUCUAGAAAACCAGAUGAUCAACACAUUGAUCAUUCUGCCCCAGCACACAAAAGUGAAAAGUCUAAAACAAAAGAUAAAGUUAGAAACUCAAAGACUGACAUCCUUGUCUCUCCACCACAAAUUACUGUGGAUAAAGGUACACCGGACACAUCCAGAAAGUACUGUCCCAGGAGUACCUCUGAGACCCAGUGGCCUCAUCUAGACUCCAGCUCUGCUUUGGCUCUCCCCAAAUCUGCAUCAUUUACCCCAGAAACAGAAUUUCAACAGGAUCCUCCUUCAUCAGCACAGCUGACCUUAAAGGUGUCCAUGAGCAUCACCCCACCACCAGGUCCGAAUUAUAACUAUCAGAUUCCAGAAGUUUUUCUCACUCUUGGUUCCCCAGGAGAAAGUGUAAAUAUACCUUUGAGUCCAGUAUUUGGCAGACCCCUGUCCCUAGACUUAAAUCUCACUCCAAAAAAGGAUGGUAAAUCCAAGCACUGCUCUCCAAGCCGUGCAAGUCCCAGGAAAGCCCGUUCACGGCCAUCAUCUCCCUACCGUGAAGCACCUACCAAAGUAAAUCUUGUCACCUCAUGCCCAAAUAUACAGGAACAACUUUUAACCAGCGUUAUCAUUCCAAAGGAGGACACUUCACUGACUGAGAAGCUACCUACAGUCCAGCUGCAAAAAGGAAAGGCUCAAGGGAGACAACAAGCUGCAGCCACUCUGGGAAAGGAAAAGGCUGAGCAAAAAAAGGGAAAGGGAGGUGGAAAGAAAGAUAAGAAAAAAUAGCUGCAAUUGACAAUUGUGAAAGUGUGCAUUAUAAACAGAGGCAAGCUAACCUAAGUAAAACAUGAAAGUUAUUGUAUUGGUGUAAAAAAAUACUUAAUUUUUUACGAGUUAAAAUGACCUAACAGUAGUUUAGUUCAAUUAUUUUAAUUACAUAGAAUUUAGAACGUGUUUUAGUUUGUUGCUUAAAAUGUAGACUGGGGGAAGAACUUACUUUCUGUUUUCUGAAAAUUCCAGAUCAAACUGAUGUUUUGUGUUUAUCUGUUUUACUGUUGUCAUCAUGUGUAAGUAAGCCCAGUGCUCUUGUGACUCGUGUUAAGGUAGGAUAAUGAAGAUGUAUAAUAAUAAAAGCAAAAUACCAAACAGAAAAGGUCUUAAUUUCGUUUGAAUGUUUGAUUUAAAUUUGUAACCAGCCUCCCCACGCUGCAGCCUCAAAUGAAAGAGCAUUAAUACAUGUUACAACUUGAAUUACAGCAAUGAUAUGACUGAUUAUUUAUCUUUGUCUUAUAUUAACUCUCAUACAGUUUUAUGAGAUGAGGUGAUUUGUGAUAGACUGACAAGCACUCAAAGAAUAUACAGCAUCUUGCCUGAAGACAUCUUCAGCUAUUAUUGACUCUGACCACAAUAAAGAAGUAAAUGAACAAUACACGGAAUUUGUUUCAAGUAUAGUUCAUUUAUUUAUAAGCUAAAGAUGAACAGAGGGGGUUCAUAUUAUAUGAAUCUGUCUCUGUCCCAGGGGAU